AUGUGGACAGGAAGCCCUGGGGGCGAAAGCGACCGUACUGAAAGAGAGGCCGGCCGGCUGGCCGGCCGGGCCCUGGGCUGGGGCCGCCCCUCUCAGCUGAAGCGGCGGCGGCAGCGGCUCCAACUCCCCCUCCCUGCCAGGGACCCCUUGGCCCGCGCGGGGAUUUCGCACCACAGCCGCCCCCACUGGCGGGCAGGCUGGGCGACGCGGGCCGAAGCCUCCGCGGCCCAGAGUGGGAGCGGCUGGGUCCCGCAGCGGCGGCCCUUUGCUCCCUUGGGUGAAUUUUUCGAGACUUGCCAGCCCCGGAGGAAGAAGGGCCCACUUUCUCUUACCCUCAUGAUAUUUGUAAACUACGGUGGCGGGGGCUACUGGUUCUUCGAGCACGCUGCGUGGAACGGAUUGACAGUUGCAGACUUGGUUAUGGGAUGGUUUGUUUUCAUCAUCGGCACAUCAGUUGUGCUGGCUUUCCAAGUGAUGAUGAAAAGAGGAGUGAGCCGUAUGCAGCUUGUGCGUAAAUUAACCUGGAGGACCGUGGUCUUAUUUCUGAUAGGAGUCUGCUUCCUGAACUAUGGACCAGUGGAUGGUCCGUUAUCAUGGAGCUGGGCAAGAAUUCCAGGUGUUCUGCAGCGUCUUGGAUUUACUUACUUUGUUUUGGCUUUGAUGCAGGCCUGCUUCGGCAUAAAGGACCUUGACAGCUAUCAGGUGAGGUGGGCUUCACUCAGAGACGUUCUUCUCUACUGGCCUGAGUGGAUAAUUGUGGCUUCCCUAGAGACGCUGUGGCUGUGUCUGACCUUUCUGCUGCCUGUACCUGGGUGCCCCAGAGGAUACCUGGGCCCGGGGGGGAUAGGAGAUUACGGAAUGUACCCUAACUGUACGGGUGGCGCAGCAGGUUAUAUCGAUAAGUGGCUGCUGGGAGAAAACCACAUCUACCGCCAUCCUACGUGUCAGGAGCUGUUUAAGUCCACCCAGCCUUUUGAUCCUGAAGGCAUAUUGGGGACAACCAACUCCAUUGUGAUGGCUUUCUUUGGACUUCAGGCGGGGAAGAUUAUCCUAAUGUACCGCCAGCAACCACAGAGCAUUUUAAAGAGAUUUCUCAUCUGGGCGACUUUGCUGGGGAUUGUCUCCGCUAUCCUAUCCAACUUCACCCAAAACGAAGGAAUCAUUCCCAUCAAUAAAAAUCUCUGGUCUCUCUCCUACGUCACAACAUUGAGCAGCUUCUCCUUUGUCCUGCUGGCGAUCAUGUUUUAUGUCAUUGAUGUGAAAAAUUGGUGGGGAGGCCAGCCUUUCAUCUUUCCAGGGAUGAACUCCAUCUUUGUCUAUGUUGGACACUCCCUUCUGGGCAGUUACUUCCCUUUCAGCUGGGAAACGAAGUCUCCAAUCUCCCAUGCGGAGCUCCUCGUUCAAAAUCUUCUGGGCACAUCAAUCUGGGUGUUUGUGGCUUAUCUCCUCUACAAGAAGAAGUUCUUUUUGAAAAUAUGA
This is a messenger RNA of Euleptes europaea (tarantolino), 1479 nucleotides long. Its product is annotated as heparan-alpha-glucosaminide N-acetyltransferase-like. Lineage: Eukaryota; Metazoa; Chordata; Lepidosauria; Squamata; Sphaerodactylidae. Bases 1 to 1479 code for a protein of 492 amino acids. The record is from RefSeq and is a predicted model, not a curated record. The transcript is spliced from 13 exons.